AUGGCGUCUGUCGAGAGCGUCCCAGCGUAUAUGCUGCCGGGAGUACCUAUUGUACAGCCGUCGCAUUUGGAGGGCGAUCCCGCUUUGGCGACGGAGAUUCUACCAGGGCCACCAUCACUACUCUCUGUUCAGCAGUCAGGCCUUUCGAAGAGAGACCACAGGAAAACCGUGGCCGCGUAUUCGUACUUGCCCGCCUCUGAUCCGGGAACCACCUAUACAGGACAUAUGAUCAGUCCGGUGGUCUCGACGACAGAGGUGGAAGGCCCUCGUCGGAAAAGGGCUAGAGUAGAGAAGGGGACCGCGUCAGGCAGAGCACAACGUGCAUCCGCUCGCAAUUUAAAUACCAAUCCUUCUACUCCCGAUCUCCCGGUACUCUUGGAGGCUACUGCCUCGGCCUCACAUUUGCUCCCUGACUCUGAUCCACUCGCUAUGCCCUUGGAUUCUGACGAAGCGCUCUCCCGUUCAAACUCGCUUCCCAUCACUGACGACGUUGUUGUCGCAAGCAGCCAUGUCAGGGGCAACCACAUCUCCCGGAGAGAUAAGGGCAAAGGACGAGAGAAAGAUAGCGCUGUCAGAGUAAAGGAGGAACCUUCUGCUGUUUCUCUAUCUAUGGGGGAUAUCGUUCCAUCCGGAGCCGGGACAAACGAGGAUCACUGUUCAGCUUGUCGCUCUCUGGGAUCGCUCAUCUACUGUGACGGGUGCCCACGAGCAUUUCAUCUUUGGUGUUUGGACCCUCCCAUGGAACAAGCCGAUUUGCCUGCUGGUGAUGCCAGAUGGUUCUGUCCCGCCUGCGCCUUGCAACAGAAGCCGCCUUCGAGGCCACCAGCUUCUAUGAGAUUCAUGGUUCCUCUCAUUGAACAGCUUCAGACGAGUCUUCCCAUUGAAUUCCAACUGCCACAUGAUAUCAGAACCUACUUCAAAGAUGUUGCUACCGGUCCCAGAGGGACCUACGUAGACAGCUCGGAAGUCAAAGCCCCGCGACUUAAUCGACAUGGUCAGUUAGAAGAACGUGAUCCAUAUCGGCUGAAGGAUCGAAACGGAGAGCCGGUGUUGUGUUUCCGCUGCGGCACAUCCGCGUUGCCGCCUGAUGUGGCUGCAUCUGUCCCAGCAUUCAAGCGUACACGGAGAGACUCCACUAUCGUCAAUCAGACGCAAAGUGGUCGAAGUAUCAUCUCGUGCGAUUAUUGUCAUCUGCAUUGGCAUCUGGACUGCGUGGACCCUCCUUUAUCAUUCAUGCCGCCAUGGGGUAGGAAGUGGAUGUGUCCGAAUCACGCCGACCAUAUUUUCCAACCCAAACGUCGGAUACCUCGAGCGAAUGCAACUCCCAUAGAUAUAAUCAAGCCCCACCAACGUAAUAACGGAAACAUCGAGAUCAUACCGGACGAACCUGUUGUGCCAGCCCCUCCGCCCAGCAAAAUUGCUGUCGAUGAAGUGCUUAUAAACGGUCGCCGCUAUAGGGUGCCUGAGAAGAUCAUCACUUUGGACUUUUGGAACAAAGUGAGCAAAAACCGUGGUGGCCGCACAGAAGAACAUGCUGGCGAUGUCAGCGCGUUGUCAUCUCCUCUUACAUCACUGAGCUCACUUGCUGGGGAUGAUGAUGUCCCCCCGCUCGAUCCAACAGCUGCAUUGUUCUCUCUUGAAGACGUCGAGGUUGCUCAUGUGAGAAUCUUUCUAGCCAUCGAUAUGUGA
Laetiporus sulphureus 93-53 is the source of this 1689-nucleotide messenger RNA. RefSeq lists its product as uncharacterized. Gene Ontology annotation, cellular component: Rpd3S complex. The coding region runs from base 1 to 1689 and encodes 562 amino acids. NCBI's taxonomy places the organism in Eukaryota, Fungi, Basidiomycota, Agaricomycetes, Polyporales, Laetiporaceae. The record is from RefSeq and is a predicted model, not a curated record. The transcript has 8 exons. Gene Ontology annotation, biological process: regulation of transcription by RNA polymerase II.